Molecule: messenger RNA, 3117 nt
Organism: Rhea pennata
Lineage: Eukaryota; Metazoa; Chordata; Aves; Rheiformes; Rheidae
Gene: DNM1L
Product: dynamin 1 like
Exons: 19
Coding region: 127-2295 (722 amino acids)
Biological process (GO): mitochondrial fragmentation involved in apoptotic process; mitochondrial fission
Cellular component (GO): cytoplasm; membrane; mitochondrion
Molecular function (GO): GTP binding; GTPase activity; microtubule binding
Source: RefSeq, a predicted model, not a curated record
GCUGGCGCCAAUGGCGGCAGGCGGAGGGGGCGGCUGACAGGAGCCGUUGCCCGUCGCGCCCAUUCAUUGCCGGCGCCCGCUGCCCCCCGGCCCCGCUCGCCCCGCCCGGCCCGGCUCCCCGCCGCUAUGGAGGCGCUGAUCCCCGUGAUCAACAAGCUGCAGGACGUGUUCAACACGGUGGGCGCCGACAUCAUCCAGCUGCCGCAGAUCGUCGUGGUGGGCACGCAGAGCAGUGGAAAGAGUUCUGUGUUGGAAAGUCUUGUGGGGAGGGAUCUGCUCCCACGAGGUACUGGAGUUGUCACCCGGAGACCCCUUAUUCUGCAGCUGGUGCAUGUUUCCCCAGAGGAUGGUCGGAAAACAGCUGGAGAUGAAAAUGAGAUUGAUGCUGAAGAGUGGGGUAAAUUUCUUCACACCAAAAAUAAGGUCUAUACAGAUUUUGAUGAAAUUCGUCAGGAAAUAGAAAAUGAAACGGAGAGGAUUUCAGGAAAUAAUAAGGGAAUCAGUCCUGAACCUAUUCAUCUUAAGAUUUUUUCAUCUAAUGUUGUAAAUCUGACGCUUGUGGAUUUACCAGGAAUGACAAAGGUGCCUGUUGGUGAUCAGCCUAAGGACAUUGAACUUCAAAUCAGAGAACUAAUCCUUCAAUUCAUCAGUAACCCAAAUUCAAUUAUUCUGGCAGUCACAGCUGCUAACACAGACAUGGCCACUUCAGAAGCACUUAAAAUUGCACGGGAAGUGGAUCCAGAUGGUCGAAGAACACUUGCUGUUAUUACAAAGCUGGAUCUCAUGGAUGCUGGCACGGAUGCUAUGGAUGUGCUCAUGGGAAGAGUGAUUCCAGUAAAACUUGGCAUCAUUGGAGUGGUGAACAGGAGUCAGUUGGAUAUUAACAAUAAGAAGAGCGUAGUUGAUUCUAUCCGUGAUGAGUAUGGCUUUCUUCAGAAGAAGUAUCCUUCCCUAGCCAAUCGAAAUGGAACCAAGUAUCUUGCUAGAACGCUGAAUAGACUACUCAUGCAUCAUAUCAGAGACUGCUUGCCAGAACUGAAAACUAGAAUAAAUGUUUUAGCUGCUCAAUAUCAAUCCCUACUAAACAGCUACGGGGAACCUGUUGAGGACAAAAGUGCCACUUUAUUACAGCUUAUUACCAAAUUUGCCACAGAAUAUUGUAACACUAUUGAAGGAACAGCAAAAUACAUUGAGACUUCGGAGCUAUGUGGUGGAGCCAGAAUCUGUUACAUUUUUCAUGAGACCUUUGGACGAACCUUGGAAUCUGUUGAUCCAUUAGGUGGCCUUAACACUAUUGAUAUUCUGACUGCCAUUAGAAAUGCUACUGGUCCCCGUCCUGCCUUGUUUGUUCCUGAAGUUUCAUUUGAAUUGCUGGUAAAAAGGCAAAUCAAACGUUUAGAAGAGCCUAGCUUGCGCUGUGUGGAGCUGGUUCAUGAAGAAAUGCAGAGGAUUAUCCAGCAUUGUAGCAAUUACAGUACACAGGAAUUAUUAAGAUUUCCUAAAUUACAUGAUGCCAUAGUUGAAGUAGUGACCUGUCUUCUGCGUAGAAGACUUCCAGUCACAAAUGAAAUGGUUCAUAAUUUGGUCGCCAUUGAGUUAGCCUAUAUCAAUACAAAACAUCCAGACUUCGCUGAUGCCUGCGGGUUAAUGAAUAACAACAUAGAGGAACAAAGGCGUAACAGGUUAGCCCGAGAAUUGCCUUCUGGUGUACAACGAGACAAGUCUACUAAAGCUCCAGGUGCAUUGACACCUGCCUCCCAGGAGACUGUUACUGCUGCUUCUGCAGAGGCUGAUGGCAAGGCUGCCCCUGGCGUGGGAGAUGCAUCCCAAGAGCCUGGAACAGGUAACUGGAGAGGAAUGCUGAAACCCUCAAAAGCAGAAGAGGUGUCAGCAGAGGAAAAAUCCAAAUCAGCUGCAGCCCUACCUGCUAGUCCUCAAAAAGGACAUGCUGUAAACCUAUUAGAUGUGCCUGUGCCUGUUGCACGCAAGCUUUCUGCCCGUGAACAACGAGAUUGUGAAGUGAUUGAACGGCUUAUUAAGUCUUACUUCCUUAUUGUCAGGAAGAACAUUCAGGACAGUGUGCCAAAGGCAGUGAUGCAUUUUCUGGUGAACCAUGUGAAAGACACUCUCCAGAGUGAGCUGGUAGGACAGCUAUAUAAAUCCUUGUUGUUGGAUGACCUUCUGACCGAAUCGGAGGACAUGGCACAGCGCAGAAAAGAGGCAGCUGACAUGCUAAAGGCCCUGCAGCGAGCCAGUCAGAUCAUUGCAGAGAUUCGUGAGACACAUCUUUGGUGAAGUCUGUACCAGUCACACUAUUUAUCUGGAUUGGAGGAUACAUUGACUUGAAAAUUGCGAGGCAUGGUAUACGGAGUAGAAUUUUUAUUUAUGAACUCUUAUCUGUGUACUGCAGCUAUAUAAAUCUGUUCAUGUAAGGACGGUUUGAUUUGCAAACAGAAAAAUAUGCUGUAUUUUGCAAAAUAAGUAAUAUUUAAUCCACAUAAUAAAUGGCUCUAAAUGUUUCCUUACCAGCUUUCUGGUGCAAAUUAAAGCAGACCAAGUCUACUGUCUCACUGACAGUCUCAUUUGAACUUGGGAAAAAAACAUUAAAUUUCCAGUGCCUGACUUGCUAAACAGAUUGCCUGUGGUUAAGAUGGACAGUGUAGUCUUGUGGCAUAGUUUAAGCUGCUUUUACAAUAGAAGUUUAAAUACUGUGAAGAGAAGAGAGCACCACGUAUUUUCCUUCCUGAAUAUAUUGCAUGCACUAUGGCAGAUGGAGAUCUCAAUUUUAUAGCACAGUAGAGAUGUCUACCAUAUUACUAUAUAUGUGUGUCCCCAUUUUUUGCAGAAUGUUUAAACUAUGGACAAAACUUUGAACUUCAUUUAAUGGGGUUUCAGCUAGGAUAAAAUGGCCUGGAGGUUGCAGAGAAGUAAGAGCCUACUACAGAGUGGGUACAAAGUUAUUAACGUGCACUGGAGCUUGUGUAUAAAUGUUGGGGAAGAUAAUCAGGUGCAAGAACACCUUCCCCUCCCUCUCUCCCGGGACCAAGCGCCUGGACCAUCCACUAGUAAAUUUGUUCUGGUAGAAUUGAAAAAUAAAAAUGAAUUUCAAAACCGUUA